This is a messenger RNA of Miscanthus lutarioriparius, 2208 nucleotides long. The record is from the annotation of a GenBank genome assembly. Lineage: Eukaryota; Viridiplantae; Streptophyta; Magnoliopsida; Poales; Poaceae.
AUGGAGAACAGGGAUAGCUUCCCUCGGCCCCCAGCGCCCUCCUACCCCUCCGGAACCAGAGCCGUCGCGGUCCCUACCGGCGGGGACACGGCCGCCACCAACCUGACGUCGUCGUCGGGCUCGUCCUCGUCUCUCACGCUCUCCCCUCCCCGCUUCCUGCAACAGAUUCAUGCAGCUGUCAAGCGGCAGAGGCCUUUCGGUCCAAUGCAGUCUAAACUUCCAAGAGCAACUAGGGUCCUGGUUUCCGGAUGUGAGCGUGCAACUAAAGUUGGUGCCUGCCCUUCUGUUGCGAAAGACCCUGAACGAAAAGUUACGCAGCCUCAGAGAGGCCUGUUGGGAUCCUCUAGGCUGCCAAAUGCGACGCCUGAUCAAAGCACUCCUAAAUUAGGGUCCUCUGCCCCAGAUGAGCUGAUGUUGACAGCUUCCUCAUCAAUGCUAAAAAGCACCAUUGAUACCCAUGCACAAAGUGUUGGCCAGAAGAAUAAUGAGGCUAAUCUGUUGAUUGAUACGGAGAAGUCAGCUUUGGAAGCUUUGUCAUCUCAAAUUACAUCAUGCAAUGCUUUGAUGGGGGAAAAUUUCAAGAAAGGACAGCUUGAUUUGGAUGGUAAUCCACAGUUGACGUCACAAAGUGAUAAUAUAGGCAUCACUGUUGAUAGUAGAAUGGACAGUAUGUCGUCUUAUCUACAUUCUGUUUCAUUGACGGCAGGAGAUAAUUUUCCUGCAAAUCAAGGAGCUCAGUACGAUCACCAGCAGAACCAUCAGGAGCUUGAAAUUGUUGGUGCAGAAGUUGAUAUGGAUAUCAAAUAUGAUGCGCCUAAUUUAUCUCGGAGAGGGAUCGAUGAGGCUCGUAAUCACAAUCAUGGAGAGCCAAUGACUCGAUUCUCUGCCAUUGGUUCAUCUGUCACUGCCAUUUCUCUACACUCAGGGCCUACUGUCCAAAGUUCACAAACUCCACAGGUUAGCAGGUACACUUCACCAGUGCAGAUGCCAGAAUCUGCUGUAGAAUCAUCCAAGGGUGUACUGGUCCAUGGUUCUCAUGCUGGUGGGACUGGUGUCGGUGAUUGGAAUCCCCACAACCAGCAGGUUCGAAAUCUAAGCAAUGGUGCCACGGACAAAGCUGUUUCCAGCAUUGGCAGAUUGCGUUCCGAAGAAUUACCUGCAAAUGAUCAGUCUACAUCUGCCAGGGAUGGUGGUGCUUCCCGACCAAACAAGGGUGAGAAGGAGCGCCACAAAAAGAAUUAUGAUCCUAAUGUUUUCUUUAAGGUGAAUGGGAAACUUUAUCAGAAACUUGGUAAAAUAGGAUCUGGAGGUAGCAGUGAAGUUCAUAAAGUUAUAUCAUCAGAUUGCAUAAUAUAUGCCUUGAAAAAGAUCAAGCUUAGAGGCCGUGACUACCCUACUGCAUAUGGGUUUUGUCAAGAAAUUGAGUACUUAAAUAAGUUGAAAGGAAAGAGCAAUAUCAUUCAGAUGAUUGAUUACGAGGUCACUGAUAAGAGUUUACUUCUAGAAAGUUCCGUGCCACCCAGGGAUGGAAGAAUUAAGGAUGAUCACUUUAUUUAUAUGGUCCUGGAGUAUGGUGAAAUUGACUUGGCUAACAUGGUUGCUCUGAAGUGGAAGGAGAGAAACAACUCUAAUAUGAAAAUUGAUGAAAAUUGGCUACGCUUUUAUUGGCAGCAAAUGCUUGAAGCUGUCAGUACAAUACAUGAGGAACGAAUAGUCCACUCGGAUUUGAAGCCUGCAAACUUUAUGCUUGUAGGGACUCUGAACUACAUGUCACCUGAAGCAUUCAUGUGCAAUGAUACAGACUCAGGUGGUAAUGUUAUCAAGUGCGGGCGCCCCUCUGAUAUUUGGUCUCUUGGCUGUAUACUUUACCAGAUGGUGUAUGGUAAGACACCAUUUGCAGACUACAAGACUUUCUGGGCCAAAUAUAAAGAAGUCACUGAUAGGAACCACAAGAUCAUGUAUGAACCAGUUGACAACCCAUGGCUGAUUGAUUUGAUGCAAAGGUGUCUCGCCUGGGACCGAAAUGAACGAUGGAGGAUACCUCAACUUCUCAAGCACCCGUUCCUCAAUCCUCCGGUUCCAAAGGAUCUACCGCCCUCUGAUGAUGACCCAUGUAGAUUGCUCAUGGAGAGGAUCAGAGUCCACUGGGAUAAUCCGGUGGUUCAAAAACUCCGUAGUUUAAUUGAAGAACUCGAUGGGGAUCAGUAA